UCAAGUUUUUGCAGAUAUACGGAGGAUAUUUCUAUCAGUGGUGCUCUAUAGUGAAUUAUAUAGUUCUAUGAUAAAAUUCAAAGUGCCAAAACUGAUUGAAACAUUUUUUCAGGUUAUGUAUCUGUAACUGUUUGUUUGGUGUUCUGUUGUUUAUUUGAUAAGAGACUUUAAAAUUAUACAAAUUAAUACAUUUUAUUGUGAAAGUAAAUAUUUAGCCAAAAUGCAUCGACGUGGAGGUAAGAGAAUUCGUAUGGAUGAUCCCCCGCCUGAAUACGAAAACCCCAUGACUCCCCAACUAGAGCAAGAUAACUACGGUGGAUAUGUACAACAAAAUAUCUAUGGAGAUCAGUAUGGGGAUCAGUCAGGGGGUGAUUUCGAAUCUCCUCCAACUCCUGGAAUGAGGAGAGUAACCAGAUCCAAAGCCAGAGGCUUGAAUAAUCCACCACCUCCUGUUGUACCACCUUCCUAUUCUCCAACGAGUACUGGAACUCCAGGUAGAGGAAGGGGAAGAGGUAGGCCUCCUGGUAGAAAAAACACUGUAGGAGAAAUAAUUCACAGUCGCGAUGAUGACGAUUCUUUAUAUCAUACAAUAAAAAACAGUAAAAAUUCAUUGACUCACAUUGUGGAUGACUGGAUAGAGAGUUAUAAAAUAAAUAGAGAAGCAGCCCUCAUUUCAUUGAUGCAAUUUUUUAUAAAUGCAUCGGGCUGUAAAGGUAGAAUUACCCAACAAAUGCAAGCUUCCAUGGAACACGCUGCCAUAAUUAGAAAAAUGACUGAGGAAUUCGAUGAAGAAAGUGGUGAAUAUCCUUUAAUCAUGGCCGGACAGACUUGGAAGAAAUUUAGAUAUAAUUUUUGCGAAUUUGUACAGACAUUGGUAAAACAGUGUCAGUAUACUAUUAUAUAUGAUCAAUUUUUAAUGGAUAAUGUCAUAUCAUUGCUCACUGGAUUGUCUGAUUCACAGGUUCGAGCCUUUAGACACACUGCUACUUUGGGAGCAAUGAAACUUAUGACUGCUCUAGUAGACGUUGCUCUUACUGUAUCGGUUAAUUUGGACAAUACUCAACGUCAGUACGAGGCCGAACGACAAAAAACAAGAGAAAAACGUGCCAGUGAUCGUUUAGAAGCUCUAUUAGCCAAAAGGCAAGAACUAGAAGAAAAUAUGGAUGAAAUUAAAAACAUGUUAACGUACAUGUUCAAAUCAGUAUUUGUGCAUCGUUACAGGGAUACUUUACCUGAAAUUCGAGCUAUUGCUAUGACUGAAAUCGGUGUGUGGAUGCACAAGUUUCAUGCAAACUUCUUAGAUGAUUCAUAUUUGAAGUAUAUCGGUUGGACACUACAUGAUAAGGUUGGAGAAGUACGUCUUAGAUGUUUGCAAGCAUUACAACCUUUGUAUGCCAGUGAGGAACUAAAAGGAAAAUUGGAAUUGUUUACUAAUAAAUUUAAAGAUCGUAUAGUGGCUAUGACACUCGAUAAAGAAUAUGAAGUAGCCGUUCAAGCCGUCAGGUUGGUUAUUUCCAUCUUAAAACAUCAUCAUGAGAUUCUAACUGACAAAGAUUGUGAACAUGUGUAUGAAUUGGUAUAUUCUUCACAUAGAGCUGUAGCUCAAGCAGCUGGAGAAUUUUUAAACGAACGUCUAUUCCAACCUGGUGAUUUAGAUGCAGGGAAAACUAAAAGGGGAAAACGUCGAUUACCCAACACCCCAUUCAUUCGUGAUUUAGUUCAAUUUUUUAUUGAAUCCGAACUACAUGAACACGCCGCGUAUCUGGUAGAUUCUCUUAUAGAAUCCAAUAAUAUGAUGAAAGAUUGGGAAUGUAUGACAGAUUUGUUAUUGGAAGAACCCGGUCAUCACGAGGAACCACUAGAUAAUAGACAAGAGACCAGUUUGAUUGAAAUUAUGGUUUGUUGCGUGAAACAAGCUGCAACUGGUGAAGCACCAGUCGGUAGAGGUCCUACCAGAAAAAUGAAUUCCGUAAGGGAAGUCAAACAGGCCGGAGAAGACAAGCAAAAACUGACCGAGCAUUUUAUAGUGACUUUACCGCCUUUGUUGGAUAAAUACUCUGCUGAUCCGGAAAAAUUGGCGAAUCUCUUGAGCAUACCUCAAUAUUUCGAUUUGGAUUUGUAUACCAGUGGAAGACAAGAAGGUUCACUGCAAGCCCUUUUAGCCAAGUUGAAAUAUAUCGUACAAGUCCAACACGAACCGGAAGUUUUAGAAACAUUAGCAAAAACUUUAGAAAUACUUUGUACAGACGGUCAUUCGAUAUUUACUAGAUGCGAUGUCGCCAGAUCGACUAUCAUCGAUAUGAUAGUCGCUUCUUACAAAGAAGCCAUCGACGAUUGGAGAAAUUUGAUGCUCGGCGAAGAAACUCCAAAUGCUGACGAAGUAUUUAACGUUAUUAGUUCUUUGAAGAAAUUGUCCAUGUUUUACGCUUGUCACAAUUUGAAUAGUUGGGGAUUGUGGAAUACGAUGUUCCAGGAUGUGCAGGAUUCCGAGACAACUUUGCCUCCUGAAGCACUCAAAUAUUGUCUGAGCUCUUGCUAUUAUUAUCUUCUGUGGGGACUGAGAGAUUUGGAGAUUACCGUAGAAGGAGGUGGUUUAACGCAUUCCAGUAUUCAAGAUCUGAGAGAAAAAUUAGACGAUUUCAUUGAAGCUUCACAGAUGUUGAUCAAAUCUUCACCCCACAAUAUUAUUAAGGAGGAAGCUUACGUAGGAUUAUGCGAUCUCUUGAUCGUUUACAGCGAACAGUUGCACAGCUCGUCUCCAUCUUUGGCCGAAUUAAUUUGUAAACCGGAUAAGAAUCUUCAAGCGCUGUUAAACGAAUUCGUACAAAUGUACGUCUUCGUCCCGGAACAAGAUGCCGAACACGACGAACUUCGCAUCGAAGGUCUCCACAAACGACGUAACUUCCUAGCCGCUUAUUGCAAACUUAUAGUUUACAAUAUAAUGGCGACGAAAGCGGGCGCUGACGUUUUCAAACACUACGUUAAAUACUACAACGAAUACGGAGAUAUAAUAAAAGCCACUUUGAGUAAAGCUAGAGAGAUAAACAAAGUGAAUUGCGCUUUGACUAUGUGUUUGAGUUUGAACAUGAUGUUCAACGAGGUACAAAAACUGAGCGGCGGACGACAAAUUCGUCAACACGAGGAAUUUUUCGCUUUGAAGGAAUUGGCGAAACGGUUCGCGUUGUCGUUCGGUUUGGACGCCGUCAAGAACCGCGAAGCGAUUACGGCGCUACAUCGAGCCGGUAUCAUAUUCGCGGUGACCGGUUCGGAAAAUGUUAGCGACGACCCGACGGGGCCUCCGCCUAAUUUACCUUUCUUGGAUAUCUUGACGGAAUUUACUAAUAAACUACUCAAACAAGAUAAGAGAGUCGUUAUGGGUUUCUUGGAUAAGAGGAUUACAACUGGUAUGCCGAGUAGUAAAGGCGAAGAUUGGCAACCUCUGCUACUUUAUAGAAAUUCCUUGUUGCACGGAGAAACUGACCAACUGCCUACUACUAGUAAAAGAGCCUACGGAAGAAAACGACACAAGUCUCCUGAUUCUGAUGCCGAACAAGACGAUCUGUCGGAUCAGGAUUUUCCCGGUAAUUUGUAUGGUUAAACAAACCAUUGUAUUUAUUUUAUUAUGAUUAAGUAAUUUUUGAUGUACCUAAGUGUAGUUUAGUUAUUUUUAUUAAAUUCUAAAACAUU
This is a messenger RNA of Diorhabda carinulata, 3687 nucleotides long. RefSeq names its product cohesin subunit SA-1. The coding region runs from base 221 to 3598 and encodes 1125 amino acids. The record is from RefSeq and is a predicted model, not a curated record. Gene Ontology annotation, cellular component: nucleus; cohesin complex; chromatin. NCBI's taxonomy places the organism in Eukaryota, Metazoa, Arthropoda, Insecta, Coleoptera, Chrysomelidae. Gene Ontology annotation, molecular function: chromatin binding. Gene Ontology annotation, biological process: sister chromatid cohesion. The transcript has 10 exons.